UUAAAUUAGGUUAGGUUAUGAAAAAUGCUGAGCUUAAUAAUCCUACCUCAAUCCAAUCCAUAGGCCAUCAUUUGUAAUGGAUCAAAACCCAAUCUUUUUCCAUUUUCAGCCCUUUAAAUCUCUCAAUUAACAGAAAAACUCACGAUCCGACCCUCCAUUUUCCCUGCAGCUUCAAACACCGGCACCGGCAACGCCGUCAGACCAUGCUCGGAAAAUUCCUCCGCCCGAUCCUCUCAGCUUCCCGCAGACGCCAUCCCUUUUCAUCACCAUUUCAAUCACUUCUCAACCCCAUUCUUCCAUCCCAUCUCCACCGCCGUUUUCUUUGCUCGCCACCAUCAUCCACCGUUAUCCCUUCUCAAAACUCCGACAAUCUCAAUCUCCCAAUCCCAAAAAUUCGAAGCCAAACUCCUCUUGAGAAGCAAUUUGAAACAUGGGUCCAGAAGCUCAAGCCUGGAUUCUCCCCUUCCGACGUCAACGAGGCUCUGCAAGCCCAAUCCGACCCCGAUCUCGCCCUCGACCUUUUCCGGUGGACGGCGCAACAACGUGGCUACAAACACAACGAUUUAACCUAUCUAACAAUCAUUAAGAUCCUAAUUUCCCGCCGGAGAUACCACCUCGCUGAAACCCUAGUCGAAGAGGUACUUGCUGGUGCUUGUGAAAUGAGUGUGCCGCUGUACAAUUCUGUGAUUAGGUUUUGCUGUAGUCGGAAAUUUCUGUUUAAUCGAGCUUUUGAUGUGUACAAGAAAAUGUGGAAAUCUGAUGACUGUAAACCUACCCUUGAAACUUAUGCAAUGCUGUUCAAUUCACUGCUUAGGAGAUUCAAUAAGUUGAAUGUUUGUUAUGUGUAUUUACAUUCGGUUCGGUCGUUAACGAAGCAAAUGAAAUCCUCUGGUGUGAUUCCUGAUACUUUUGUGUUGAAUAUGAUCAUUAAAGCUUAUUCUAAGUGUCUUGAAGUUGAUGAAGCGAUUCGGGUUUUUCGGGAAAUGGGGUUGUAUGGUUGCGAACCAAAUGCGUAUACUUAUGGCUACAUUGCAAAAGGGUUGUGUGAGAAAGGAAGAGUUGGACAAGGGUUGGAAUUUUACAAGGAAAUGAGAGUUAAACGACUGCUUCCUAGCAGCAGUACUUAUAUGAUUUUGAUUUGUAGUCUAGCAAUGGAACGCAGAUUUGAGGAAGCUAUUGAGAUUUGUUUUGACAUGUUGAGUAAUUCCAUGGCACCGGAUUUGCUUACUUACCGAACUCUGUUAGAAGGAUUAUGUCGGGAAGGACGGGAUAGCGAAGCAUUCGAUUUGCUUGAUGAAUUGAGGAAGAGGGAUAAACUGAUGAAUCAGAAGACAUUCAAGAUUCUUUUAAAUGGACUACACAUUGUUGGUAGAGAUUAGUUUAUGAGGAUUUUUCUCAGCCUAUUCCAUUGAAUUUAUUUGUUUUGCCGGACUAGAUUUAUGGAUAUAGCUCGCUCCUAUGCUGGUUAACCAUUUAGGAUUAGAUCUUGAGUUUACUGAUCUUGCUCCUAUGCUGGUCUUCUGAAUGAUGGAAUGAAUUUUGUUACUGAACCUUGAAGAUUUUAGGAUCUAUUAGGUUGUUUAGAAGCGCAAUGUUGAAGAGAAUGACUUCAUUAUUCUAGCUCAAGCGUUGAUUCAACCGGUUAUUGAUACUCGUAGAACUCUUAACCUCUGGUAGCUGGAGGUUUUGUAUAAUGGAAGGUUUACCCUGCACUUGUAAGGAUCUAUGGAGGAUUAGAUCUUGAGCAAGUCUUCUAAAUGCUGGAAUAUUGUUUUAUGACUGAACCUUGAGGAUUUCAGGAUCUAUUAGCUUGUUUAGAAGCGAAAUGUUGAAGAAAGUGACUCCACUAUUCUAGCUCAAAUGGACUAAGCGUUAACUUGACCAGUUAUCGAUGCUCGUAGAACUCUUAAGCUCUGGUAGCUGGAGGUUUUGUAAUGGAAGGUUCACCCUAUAGUUGUUAGAGGAUCUAUUAAGGAUUAGGUCUUGAGUAAGUCUUCUAAAUGCUGGAAUGUACUUUCUGACUGAACCUUGAAGAUUUCAGGAUCUAUUAGCUUUGUUUAUAUGCGAAAUGCAUGGAUAGUUACUUCUUUGGUCAAGCUCAAACGGACUACGCAUUGAGUUUACUGGUUAUGGAUGCUCGUAGAACUCUCAAGCCCUUGUAGGUGGACGUUACAUAAUGGAAGGCUCACCCUGCACAUCUAUUAAUGGUUCAUACAUUGGCUUCUGCAACUCUUGGACGGUUGGAUUAUAUGUGCUUUCUUCUAAACUAAAGAAAGCGAAUUCGAACAGAACCGAGCUGAAAGCUAGUGCCAUUUCUUUUGCUAACAAUUCAAACUGAAAUCAGUUCACAUUCGGAAUCCGAAACGAGCCAUUUGGGAAGUGUUAUAGAGACAUCAAUGUUGAUUCUCUGCUCUUGUUAUUUCAAUAUUGGAUUUGAUGUAUGGUGGUGCAUCCACAACAAAAUUCUCUCCUUGCAUCUUUGGUGUUUGCAACAUCUUUAGAAUAAGAAAGAACGGGGAAUUACGUCGAACUAGACCUUAUAAUUCCAGCACCAGCACGGUUUGGGACAGCGGAAGAUGGGUUUCUUCAAGAAAAGAUUGGCUGAACAAGGGGGUAGUCGCAGAGUCACCAUUUUUGCUCAUCUUCAAGGAAGAAGACCGCCAUUGUUGUUGACUGGUUCUCUCACUGGAGAAUUCAAGUGGGUUGGUAAUGGAGAUUUAUUGACAACUUAAGGGUCGUUUGGUGUACCAAUUAAAGUUGGAGUGGAUUAUUAUAGUCUUACUCUAUGUUUGUAAUACCAAAUAUAAUAUAUAAUAUUGUGUACGACUAUUUAUAAUCUAUAA
Messenger RNA from Benincasa hispida (wax gourd), 2843 nucleotides. RefSeq names its product Tetratricopeptide repeat (TPR)-like superfamily protein. Gene Ontology annotation, molecular function: protein binding. Lineage: Eukaryota; Viridiplantae; Streptophyta; Magnoliopsida; Cucurbitales; Cucurbitaceae. The record is from RefSeq and is a predicted model, not a curated record.